GGAGAUAUGGAGAGAUCGUGUAGCAAAUGCGCAUCCAGGAAUUUUCCACCCACAAUAUUUUCAAUAAGACAUAAAUUGAUAUGAUAUCCGAAAAUUUCCGAAAUAACGACAUCAGUAUUGACGUCAUGCAAUGAUUCGAAAAUAAGCCCCCGCUCCCCCCCCAGCGGUGGAAUGGAGCAGCCAUGAAUGGGGAGGCCCGCCCCAGCAGCCCGGACCCGUCCUGCGGCCCCCUGCCCGACUGGCGGGAGUUCUGCGAGCUGCACGCCCGCGCGGGCGCCUCCGACUUCGCCGACAAGUUCCGGCGCUUCGUGCGCGAGAACCCCAGCUACGACUCGCCGGGCGCCGACGUCUCCUUCUCCCGCCACUUCGCCCGCCACUUCCUGGAGUGCUUCUCGGCGGCGCUCAGCCAGACCCACGCCCCCGCCAUCGUGCCCUUCGCCGGGCUCCAGAGCUGCCCGCUCCCCUACGGCCACGACCUCUACCUGCGGCGGCGUGGCGCGGGGGCGUCCAGCGAGUCCCUGGACAGCGUGGACAGCGGCACGGCCAACGGCAGCCCCCGGGCGCCCGCCGCCUGCAAGGCGGCCGCGCUCGGACACUCGCGGAGCUCCGAGGACGUCUCGGCCGCCAGGCUCAACCCCAAAGCGCGCUUCAAGAAGGGCUUCUCGCUGCGCAACAUGAGUCUGUGCGUGGUGGACGGCGUGAAGGAGAUCUGGCACCGCCGGGCCUCGCCCGAACCCGACGCCGGGCGCAAGGCCAACGGCGAGCUGGCGGACCGCUGGACCCACCGCCUGCGGCUCUCCAGGGCCUCGCAGGGCCACAAGGCCGAGCUGCUGGAGGUGCAGCGGGAGGGCGCCCUGCGCUACAUGGUGGCCGACGACACCACCUGCAUGGGAAGCUCCCAGUGGCAGAAGUGCCGGCUGCUGCUGAGGAAGGUGGGGGGGCCGCCGCCGCGGGCUGAGGGCGAGCGCUUCCUGCUGGAGUUCUACGUGCCCCCCAAGUCCUCCAAACCCAAGGUGAGCGUUCCUCUGUCAGCGGUGGUGGAGGUGAGAACCACGAUGCCUCUGGAGAUGCCCGACAAGGACAACACCUUUGUGCUCAAGGUAGAAAAUGGUGAAGAAUAUAUCUUGGAGACCAUUGAUUCAUUGCAGAAACAUUCUUGGGUAGCAGAUAUUCAGGAUUGCAUUGACCCUGGGGACAGCGGAGAUGACAUCGAGCUCAGCUCCUUCCCCCAGAGCCUACAGCCCAGGGAGUUCCCCAUGGUGUCGUCCUGCAGCUGCGAACUCCUGUCCGAGGGUUUCCAUCGAGUGCCUGUGAGCACCACGGGAGCUUCGCUCUACAGCGCCCCCUCUGUCCGCCUCCGGGACUCCCCCUUCAGCGAGCACCCGUCACACAUCCCCUUAGAAUGCUUCCUGCAGUCGCUGGACACCCCUGCACCUGGAGCAGCCGGUCAUGGCGAUGGAGCAGAGGAGACGGAGGCUGACGCCGGUCUGGGCGGAUACCCCUGGUUCCACGGCACGCUCUCGCGGGUUCGGGCGGCCCAGCUGGUCCUGGCGGGCGGGGCCCGGAGCCACGGCCUCUUCGUGAUCCGGCAGAGCGAGACGCGGCCGGGAGAGUUCGUCCUCACCUUCAACUUCCAGGGCAAGGCCAAGCACCUGCGGCUGUCUGUGAACGACAGCGGGCAGUGCCACGUGCACCACCUGUGGUUCCAGACGGUGCCGGACAUGCUGCAGCACUUCCACACGCACCCCAUCCCGCUGGAGUCCGGAGGCUCCGCCGACAUCACGCUGCGCAGCUACGUCCAGGCCCCGCCGCCCCCGCCAGAGCCAGGUGUGCCUCCUCCCCCUGCCCCCUCCAGAGACGCUGGUUGCCGGGGCGACCCUCCCCAAUCCGUGCACUACUUCCCUGGGGGCCUGCAGUCGGCCACGCCUCCUUCAGACGGUCCGGUCUCCUCCAGCUCCUCCUCCUCACCGGCUGCGCCUCCUCCCCUCGGCCGCGCCGACACGGCGGGCGGAGGAGGCCUGCGGAGCCGGAGCAACAGCUCGGAGCACCUGCUGGGGCCCCCUAGUGGCUCUCCGGAGGAUUACCAUGAGAACGAGGGCGCCCGGAGGACCAGAGCCGUGGAAAACCAGUAUUCCUUCUACUGAAGCCCGGCGGAUCCCAUCUGAUCCCAGUGGAUCCCGCUCUGAGCUACGGGAAGCACACAAGUAUGACUGUCCAGGUUACAGAUCGCAAGGGAUUAUUUCUGAGGGUGGUAAAUACACUCUGCUCACUUCGUUUCAAGGUUGUAUUUUAAUACAAAUUUAACUCGUCUUAGUCCUCUUCAUGGUUUUAUACUGAAGAUGGUCAUUGAAAAUAUAUAUAAUUAACAGUAUUGUGGAGUGUCCACAACAUUAUUGGGGUUCUCUAAUGGUGUGUCCAAAAACGUGCUCUUAAAAUGCUUAUGGAGGAUUGUUUUAGAAUUAAAAACAGAUAAUAUAUACAUAAUAAUAGUUAUGCCAGGAGUUAGCUUGCCAGAAGCUAGCUGGAGGUUAGGUUUGAAUAACUUUGAAUCAUACCAGUUUUAUCAGAAGAACAUAAUAAAUACUUGGACCUCUAUGACGACAAGUUAAACUAUAAUAUCCGCUAAUUUAUUUUUCCUGCCAGUUUGAAAACGUCCGAACUGACUUCACAAACUGAAUUUACAAACAGAAAGCAGAUUAUGAACAAACCAUUGUGUGCACAAGUACUCCCUGUAGUGUUAUUUAUGAAUACACCCGUUGUCUCUUAUAGAUGCCUUUCAUGGUGCUGGAUGAGGUCUUUGGGGAGUUAGAGAGAGGAAAGAGGAAAUGGUCUGAUGAAUUCCCACAUUAAUCCGCCCAGCCACUUCCUUCUUCAGUUUUUCCAAAACAUUUUUUUGUGGCGGGUGGGAGAGGGAACUUGUCAUCCUCGCUGAGCAAAAGGUUAAAUGACUUUGUAAUCGUUUUGAAUUAAUCGCAUAUUCUCUGGAGCAUUUACAUGUUUGUGAAGAGCUGCUGACUACCGACUCUGAACAUUGGUCUGACCCUCGGAGUCGUUCCACUGAUAGAUUGAUCGGCACAGUUGAAUAGAAAUACAGCAGCUUCCACCUCGCUGUAUUUUGUACCAAUUCUCUAUUUUAAAUCAAAACUGUAAUUUUAGUAAACAUCUGUACAGUCAAAGCUGGUCAGCCAUCCUCAGAUGCCAGAAAGUAUCAUGAACUAGACUAAGAUACUGGCUAAGAUAAAGGUUAAUGCUUAACUAUAACAAAUACAGGGUGAAUUGUCUUGGUGCUCUUUCAGUCACAGUGUACAGUACAUCUUGUGGUGAUAUUUUAGAGUUUGAUAUACGUAGAUAUACUUUAUAAGAUUGCACUAGGCAUACAGUAUAGCACCAUUUUACUGAUGAAGGCAGUCAACCCAAACAUUACAACGGAAAUGAAAAACCUUCUGUGUGGAUCUUCAAUGAAUGUAGGACUGGAUUAUUUUUUAUCUACACACCUUUUAUUAUUAAUUUGAAGGUCAAAAUAAGAUCACAAUCCAUUUCUAUUUAAAAUGCUCUUUCGCUUUGCCUAAAACUAUCUCCAUGUCUAUCUAUGUUUUGCACAGAUCCACUUUAGCUUAGAUUAGAAAAAUGAUUCCCACCAGCUAAACCAAUGAUUCUGCACACAACCUUUCUUUGCAUCUGAAACACUUCUAUAAGACAUUUUUUUAAGUAAAGCCACCAUGUCAAAUUGUGUAAUGGUGGAGAUUUUUGGUUGCAUGUUAUCAGAGGUGAAAAAUCUUGGUUCAGAAAGUACAGUAAAAAUACUCCCUAAUAUUUUGGUCUUACCACCUGGAUUUGCUCAUUAGCGCACUUAUUCAGCCAGGAGGGAGAUUGUAGUCAGUGAAAUUGGAUAGCCGUGUUUGUGCGUAGAAGAAACACAUGGCAGGACUACUUUCUGGCCCCUGAACUUUCCACCUCUGCAUGUUUUUACUCUCUGGCGUAGGACCCUGGAGGGACAGGGUUAAUGUGUGGAAGUACAGUACAGUACUGUAUAGUAUACAUGUCAGUAUACCUCCUGAGGCUCUGAAAACUGCAUUAUUUUACAUCCUUUAGUCAGCUGCCACUGAGCCAACUGUACUUUUUAUGAAGUCUCGGAGGACUUUUGCAUUUAUUUUUGCAAUACUGUGUGCAUUACCUUUAAACAUGCCAACCAAACGUGUGUGUGUUGUUCAGACAAACUCAGUCACAUACACUCCCAUCAACUGAAAUCCUCUUUCUUGAAUGAUUUAGUGAUUGUAGAUAGAUUCAGCCGAUCUGAAAUACGUAUAUAUGAUAUCCCAGUUUAAUGUUUACAUACAAUGGCACGUUCUUUGAAAGGACACGAAUGGACAACUUGUGUCCUUUUAUGGAAACACUUGUCAUGAUUCCUAGUUGGGCCUUAUUGCCGUCUUAUUAGGGAAAACAUUGAUGGUCACUUGUGUUAGUCAGAGAACAAAGAGCAUCUUAGGUAGUCGGAAAUGUUGCUAAAUCUUCCAAACAUCUUUAUACUGUAUGUGAAAUAGCAAAGUCCUGUCAGGUAGAAUCUGGUGGUUAUUUUUACAUAGAGACAUUGACUGUAGUUAUUCAUGCCUUGGGUCUAUGCAUCAUGCAGAACUGCAUGUGACAGCAGCAUGAACAUUUGUGAUAUCUGUGGUUUGACUUGCACCUCAGCCAAUAACUGCAUUCUUCCUCUAAUGUGCUCUGUGGCCAAUGGUACUGUUAGAAAGAAGUGAUGUUUCUUUGAGUCGAAUGUACUGUAUACGUUGGUAUGUGGUAAAAUCAUAAUCUUCACCCUAAAUGGAAAAAAAAGUAAAACAAGAACCUGCCCAAGCACCAGCAUCUUUAAAAUGAGGUGGUUUGAGACAACCCAUCUUUCUGUUAAAAUCGGUACAAAACCAUAAAAUGAUUUAGGUACGGGCCUCAGGAAUAAGUUUGGGAUGCCCUCAAUGGGACAAGGCCGAACACGGUCCUGAUAGCUGUUAACCACUCACAUACUUUCCCUCAAUCACAGGUACACUGAUGGUCAAGAUGACUAACUAGCUCAUUCAUUAUUGGUCCAUGGUUGGGCCUUCUCUUUUGGUGUUCUCCUUAAAGUGUUCAAUGUAACUGUUAUACAAAGAGUGUUCAUACGCACAGUGCCCCAUGGGUAAGAUUACGUGGACUGUGAGUGAUGUAGGCAACAGGGUCUUUUGGAUACGUCCCACCCCACACCCUAUAACCUUUAAUCUCAAACACAAGUGGGUACUGUGUAUGAUUGAAGACCUCCCCUGAAAUAGUGACACUGGGUGGUUGGGGUCAUGAGUUAUUUUGGUUAUUUUCUGUUUGCUCAGUGUUUGGUAAGGGAGGGGCUGUACCUAUGUGAGGUGCCAUGACCAGGUGCGUAGCUAGGAAUUCUGGGCCCCCUGAAAGAAUAUCGCCCUGGGCCCCCAUCUUACUGGAAGUUUCGUGGGCCCUCUCCAACUGUGGGGCCCACUGAGUCGACACCACCUUUCACCCCACUAGUGAUGUCCCGGGCCACGGUUCUCCUUCAGGGGUGCCCAAACCCAACCUGAACACUUGACCUGGUCUUUUCACGUUCAGCUCCUGUAGGCAUCUAAGCACAGUUUGGAUUCUUCUCUGUUAUUGUAUGUACAGCCCACAGAGUUCAGUACACCACCAGGUGACAUGGCAACCCAGAGGAACAGGUGCGGGUUUAGUACAAUGCACAUGUGCCAAUGUAAACAUUGUAUUUUUAGAUUGUUCAUUUCUCAACUAUUGUAUAUGUCUCCUGAGACAGACUUAUUUAUUGGGAGGUUUGUGUGUGUGUGUGCGUGUGUGUUUGUGUGUGUGUGAGUGUGUGUGCGUGUUUUAUAUACAAAGCGCUUACAAAUACAAUAGGCCCCUUAUAGAAAAUCAAAGCCUGUUCACACAAGAAGCUUUACCAUGGAGGGAAAUGUCAUUUCUUUACAGACUCGUUUAUCUUCCCUGUUCUCUUUAAAGCAUUUGUUUUCUAUGUCUUUUUUUAACCGCUGAACCUAUUUUGUCGUCUGCUCACGUUUUGAUGAGUCUGUCCACUUUUGUACAAAGUGAUGUUUACCCGAUGUACUACUUUAUAUUUGUGUGAAUAAAAUCGGUGAACAACA
Molecule: messenger RNA, 6140 nt
Organism: Conger conger (European conger)
Lineage: Eukaryota; Metazoa; Chordata; Actinopteri; Anguilliformes; Congridae
Product: SH2B adapter protein 2-like
Exons: 9
Coding region: 183-2144 (653 amino acids)
Biological process (GO): antigen receptor-mediated signaling pathway; intracellular signal transduction
Cellular component (GO): plasma membrane
Molecular function (GO): transmembrane receptor protein tyrosine kinase adaptor activity
Source: RefSeq, a predicted model, not a curated record